Microthlaspi erraticum is the source of this 2166-nucleotide messenger RNA. The record is from the annotation of a GenBank genome assembly. Lineage: Eukaryota; Viridiplantae; Streptophyta; Magnoliopsida; Brassicales; Brassicaceae.
AUGGAGAUUAACGGAUCACAGAACGGAGGAGUCGACGCUAUGUUAUGCGGCGGAGAGAUCAAGAAAAAUGUGACGGUGGUUGGUGCAGAUCCUCUCAACUGGGGAGCUGCGGCUGAGCAAAUGAAAGGGAGCCAUUUGGACGAAGUGAAGAGAAUGGUUGAGGAAUUUAGGAAGCCAGUUGUGAAUCUCGGAGGUGAGACUCUUACGAUUGGACAAGUGGCAGCGAUCUCGACCGUUGGAAAUGGUGUGAAGGUAGAGUUGUCGGAGACGGCGAGAGCCGGUGUGAAGGCGAGCAGUGAUUGGGUCAUGGAGAGUAUGAACAAAGGCACUGAUAGUUAUGGUGUUACUACUGGUUUUGGUGCUACUUCUCAUCGGAGAACCAAAAAUGGUGUCGCACUUCAGAAGGAGCUUAUAAGAUUCCUGAACGCCGGAAUAUUCGGCAGCACGAAGGAAACAUGCCACACUUUGCCACACUCCGCCACGAGAGCCGCCAUGCUCGUACGUAUCAACACUCUCCUCCAAGGAUAUUCCGGUAUCCGUUUCGAGAUUCUCGAGGCCAUCACCGGUUUCCUCAACAACAACAUCACUCCUUCUCUCCCUCUCCGCGGCACAAUCACCGCCUCCGGAGAUCUCGUCCCUCUCUCCUACAUCGCCGGACUCCUCACCGGCCGUCCCAACUCCAAAGCCACCGGUCCCAACGGCGAAGCCUUAACCGCAGAGGAAGCCUUCAAAAAGGCCGGAAUCACCUCCGGAUUCUUCGAUCUCCAGCCCAAGGAAGGUCUCGCCCUCGUUAACGGCACGGCGGUCGGAUCUGGAAUGGCGUCGAUGGUGCUAUUCGAAACGAACGUCCUCUCUGUUCUGGCGGAGAUUCUAUCGGCGGUUUUCGCGGAGGUGAUGAGCGGGAAGCCAGAGUUCACCGAUCAUCUGACUCACCGAUUGAAACAUCACCCCGGCCAGAUCGAAGCGGCGGCGAUAAUGGAGCACAUCCUCGACGGAAGCUCGUACAUGAAAUUAGCCCAGAAGCAGCACGAGAUGGAUCCGUUACAGAAACCGAAACAAGACCGUUACGCUCUCCGCACAUCUCCCCAAUGGCUCGGCCCUCAGAUCGAAGUGAUCCGUUACGCGACGAAAUCGAUCGAGCGCGAGAUCAACUCCGUCAACGACAAUCCGUUAAUCGACGUCUCGAGAAACAAGGCGAUCCACGGCGGAAACUUCCAGGGGACUCCGAUCGGAGUCUCCAUGGACAACACUCGUCUCGCGAUCGCCGCCAUCGGAAAAUUAAUGUUCGCUCAAUUCUCCGAGCUGGUGAACGAUUUCUACAACAACGGACUUCCGUCGAACCUAACGGCGUCGAGGUUCCCGAGUCUGGAUUACGGAUUCAAAGGAGCAGAGAUCGCGAUGGCUUCUUACUGCUCGGAGCUUCAAUACUUGGCUAAUCCGGUGACGAGCCAUGUUCAAUCCGCUGAGCAACACAACCAAGACGUGAAUUCGCUCGGUUUGAUCUCGUCUCGCAAAACCUCCGAAGCCGUCGACAUUCUCAAGCUCAUGUCGACGACGUUCCUCGUCGCGAUUUGCCAAGCUGUUGAUCUGAGACAUCUCGAGGAGAAUCUGAGACAAACCGUGAAGAACACAGUCUCUCAGGUGGCGAAGAAAGUUUUAACCACCGGAGUCAACGGAGAGCUUCACCCAUCUCGCUUCUGCGAGAAGGAUCUGCUCAAAGUUGUUGACCGUGAACAAGUUUACACAUACGCGGACGAUCCUUGCAGCGCCACGUACCCGUUGAUCCAGAAGCUGAGACAGGUCAUCGUCGACCACGCUUUGAUCAACGGUGAGAGCGAGAAGAACGCUGUGACUUCGAUCUUCCAUAAGAUCGGAGCUUUCGAGGAGGAGCUCAAGGCGGUGCUACCGAAAGAAGUGGAGGCGGCGAGAGCGGCGUACGAUAACGGAACGUCUGCUAUCCCGAACAGGAUCAAGGAGUGUAGGUCUUAUCCUUUGUAUAGGUUCGUGAGGGAAGAGCUUGGAACGGAGCUUUUGACCGGAGAGAAAGUGACGUCGCCCGGAGAAGAGUUCGACAAGGUUUUCACGGCGAUUUGUGAAGGGAAACAUAUUGAUGCGAUGAUGGAAUGUCUCAACGAGUGGAACGGAGCUCCCAUUCCAAUAUGCUAA